CUCGUGUUUACCCAUCAUUCUCGCCGGAGCGGAAGCAGCGGGGAAGCAGCGGAGCUCUAGCCGCAGAAGCAGCGCUCAGGAUCGGCCACACACCGGCUGACAUGCCGCGGGGAUGAUGGCUGCCUUCGGCAUUCUGAGCUACGAACACAGGCCUCUCAAACGGCCCAGACUCGGUCCUCCGGACGUUUAUCCGCAGGACCCGAAGCAAAAGGAGGAUGAGUUGACGGCAUUGAACGUCAAGCAAGGAUUUAACAACCAGCCAGCUGUUUCAGGCGAUGAGCAUGGCAGCGCUAAAAAUGUCAAUUUCAACCCUUCAAAGAUCAGCUCAAACUUCAGCAGCAUCAUUGCGGAGAAGUUACGCUGCAACACAUUUCCAGACAUUGGCAAGAGGAAGCCGCAGGUCAAUCAGAAGGACAACUUCUGGCUCGUCACAGCGCGGUCGCAGAGCUCCAUUAAUAACUGGUUCACAGACUUGGCCGGGACUAAACCCUUAACUCAGCUCGCUAAAAAGGUUCCCAUCUUCAGCAAGAAAGAGGAAGUGUUUGGCUACCUUGCCAAGUACUGUGUGCCGGUGAUGCGAUCUGCUUGGAUGAUUAAAAUGACGUGUGCGUAUCACGCUGCCAUAACCGAAACCAAGGUGAAGAAGAGGCAUGUCAUUGACCCCUGCAUAGAAUGGACUCAGAUAAUUACUAAAUACCUGUGGGAGCAGCUGCAGAAGGUGGCAGAGUUUUACAGACAGUCUCCCAGCCAGGGCUGCGGGUCUCCUCUGCCCGCUCCUCCUGCUGAGGUGGAAACCGCCAUGAAACAGUGGGAGUACAACGAGAAGCUGGCCAUGUUCAUGUUUCAGGAUGGCAUGUUAGACAGACAUGAGUUCCUCACCUGGGUGCUGGAGUGUUUUGAGAAGAUCAGACCUGGCGAGGACGAGCUUCUGCGAUUCCUGCUGCCGCUCCUGUUACAGUACUCGGGAGAGUUUGUGCAGUCAGCCUAUUUAUCUAGACGGCUGGCAUAUUUCUGCACACGCCGGCUCAAUCUGCUGCUGAGCGAUGGCAGUCUUGGACCAGGCCCAGGCGGACACCCGGCCCACGUCAUUUCAGCACAGCAAGGGAACGCUCUGCCCUCCACCCCAACCUCCCAGCCUGCAGGGGGCAACCAGCCCCAAACCCCCUUCACAGACUUCUACAUCUGCCCCCAGCACAGGCCCGUGGUGUUCGGACUCAGCUGCAUGCUGCAGAGUAUCGUGUUGUGUUGUCCCAGCGCUCUGGUCUGGCACUACUCUCUGACAGAUAGCCGUAAUAAGACCGGCUCGCCAUUAGACCUCUUGCCAAUCGCGUCCUCUAACCUGCCCAUGCCGGGGGGCAACAGCAGCUUUAACCAGCAGGUUCGUGCCAAGGUGAGGGAGAUUGAAGAGCAGAUCAAAGAGAGAGGACAGGCGGUGGAGUUUCGCUGGUCCUUCGACAAGUGUCAGGAGACGACAGCAGGUUUCACCAUCAGCCGGGUUCUGCAUACAUUGGAGGUUUUGGACAACCACAGCUUUGAGAAGUCUGACUUCAGCAAUUCCCUGGAUUCGCUGUAUAACCGGAUCUUUGGCUCGGGACAGAGCAAAGACGGACACGAGAUGAGUCCAGACGACGAUGCGGUGGUGACCCUGCUGUGUGAGUGGGCUGUUUCCUGUAAAAGGUCCGGGCCGCAUAGAGCCAUGGUGGUGGCCAAACUCCUGGAGAAGAGGCAGACGGAGAUUGAGGCAGAGAGGUGUGGCGAGUCGGAGGUCGUGGAUGAGAAGGGCUCUGUGUCAUCAGGGUCUCUUUCUGCUGCUACUCUGCCCGUCUUCCAGGACGUCCUACUGCAGUUCCUGGACACACAAGCCCCUGUUCUCAGUAUACACUGCCGCUCAAAAGAGGAGAGCGCAAGUCACGAGUGUAACCAGCGUCUGGUGGUUCUCUAUGGGGUUGGCAAACAGCGAGAUGAAGCUCGCCACGCCAUCAAGAAGAUCACCAAAGACAUCCUGAAGGUUCUCAACCGCAAGAGUACAGCAGAGACAGGAGGUGAGGAAGGUCAGAAGAGGAAGAGGAGUAAACCUGAGGCCUUUCCCACCGCUGAAGACAUUUUCUCUAAAUUCCAGCACCUCUCACACUUUGACCAGCACCAGGUCACCUCUCAGGUGUCCAGGAAUGUUCUGGAACAGAUCACCAGCUUUGCCUUAGGGAUGUCCUAUCACCUCCCACUGGUCCAACACAUCCAGUUCAUCUUUGACCUCAUGGAGUAUUCGCUCAAUAUAAGUGGCCUCAUUGACUUUGCUAUACAGCUGCUGAAUGAGUUGAGUCUGGUGGAAGCAGAACUCCUGCUGAAGUCCUCCAACCUGGCAGGCAGUUACACUACAGGUCUUUGUCUGUGUAUCGUGGCCGUUCUGCGGAGAUACCACUCCUGCCUCAUCCUCAACCCUGACCAGACCGCACAGGUCUUCGAUGGGCUGAGGAUUGUAGUCAAGUCUGGCGUGAACCCUGCAGACUGUUCCUCAGCUGAACGCUGUAUCCUGGCCUAUCUCUACGACCUCUAUACCUCCUGCAGUCACCUGAAGAGCAAGUUUGGAGAGAUUUUCAGUGAGUUCUGCUCAAAGGUGAAGAAUUCCAUCUACUAUAACAUCGACCCAUCAGACUCCAACAUGCUGUGGGAUCAGGUGUUCAUGAUCGACGCUAUCGCUAAUCCUACCGCGCACAACCUCAACCACUCCAUGGUGGGAAAGAUCCUCAAUGACAGCCCAGCUAACCGAUACAGCUUCGUGUGUAACGUGCUCAUGGACGUGUGCGUGGACCACCGUGAUCCCGAGAGGGUGAAUGAUAUCGGGAUCCUGUGCGCGGAGCUGACGGCGUACUGUCGCUCUCUCAGCGCUGAGUGGUUAGGAGUGCUCAAGGCUCUCUGCUGCUCCUCCAACAACGGCAACUGCGGCUUCAACGAUCUGCUCUGCAACGUUGACGUGAGUGAUCUGUCUUUCCACGACUCGCUGGCGACAUUCGUUGCCAUCCUGAUAGCUCGGCAGUGUUUGUUGCUGGAGGAUCUGGUGCGCUGUGUGGCCAUUCCCUCCCUCCUGAACGCAGCCUGUAGUGAGCAGGACUCUGAACCUGGAGCCAGACUUACCUGUAGGAUCCUGCUUCAUCUGUUCAGAACCCCACAGCGCAACCCCUGUCCUCAAGACGGCACCAAAUCAGAUAAAUCCACAGUGGGCAUCAGAUCGUCCUGUGACCGACACCUGCUGGCUGCUUCUCAGAACAGCAUAGUGGUGGGAGCCGUGUUUGCCGUGUUAAAGGCUGUUUUCAUGCUGGGAGACGCUGAGCUGAAGGGUUCGGGCUUCUCCCACUCUGCUGGACUGGACGACAUCGGAGAGGAUGACGUGGGGUCCAAAAAAUCCGGAGGACGUAAUGUCUCGAUUGAAACGGCCAGUCUGGUGGUUUAUGCCAAGUAUGUGCUGAAGAGCAUCUGCCAACAGGAGUGGGUGGGUGAGCGGUGUCUGAAGUCUCUGUCGGAGGACAGCAGUGCUCUGCAGGAUCCAGUGCUGGUGAACAUCCAGGCUCAGCGCUUGCUGCAGCUCAUCUGUUACCCACACAGGCAGCUAGACAGCGAGGAGGGCGAGAAUCCUCAGAGACAGCGCAUCAAACGGAUCCUGCAGAACAUGGACCAGUGGACCAUGAGACAGUCGUCUCUGGAGCUACAGCUUAUGAUCAAGCAAAGCUCAAAUAACGAGCUGUAUUCUCUUCUGGAGAACAUAGCCAAGGCCACCAUCGAAGUUUUCCAGAAGUCUGCGGAGAUGAACUCUAGUAACCCCACCUGGAAUGGCUCCGCGGUUUCUGGCAGCUCCGUCUCCAAUAGCAACAGUGCCAGCAAACUCAAACCUGUGCUCAGUUCCUCCGAGCGUUCAGGGGUCUGGUUAGUGGCCCCUCUGAUUGGUAAGCUGCCCACCUCAGUGCAGGGUCACGUGCUGAAGGCUGCGGGUGAAGAGCUGGAGAAGGGACAGCACCUGGGACCCUCCUCACGGAAAGAAAGAGAUCGGCAGAAACAAAAAAGUAUGUCUCUCCUGAGCCAGCAGCCCUUCCUCUCUCUGGUGCUGACGUGUCUCAAGGGACAAGACGAGCAGAGGGAGGGUCUCCUGACUUCCCUCUACAGCCAAGUCCAGCAGAUUGUGACUAACUGGCGUGAGGACCAGUACCAGGAUGACUGCAAGGCCAAGCAGAUGAUGCACGAGGCCUUGAAGCUGCGACUCAAUCUGGUGGGUGGGAUGUUUGAUACGGUGCAGCGAAGCACACAGCAGACGACAGAGUGGGCGGUGCUUCUGCUGGACAUCAUCAGCAGUGGCACAGUGGACAUGCAGUCUAACAAUGAGCUCUUCACUACGGUGUUAGACAUGCUGAGCGUGUUGAUUAAUGGCACUCUGGCGGCUGACAUGUCCAGCAUCUCUCAGGGCAGCAUGGAGGAGAAUAAGAGGGCCUACAUGAACCUGGUCAAGAAACUCAGGAAAGAGCUCGGUGAGCGUCAGUCCGAGAGCUUGGAGAAAGUGCGGCAGUUGCUGCCUCUGCCCAAGCAGACGCGUGACGUCAUCACCUGUGAGCCCCAGGGGUCACUCAUUGACACAAAGGGCAACAAAAUUGCUGGAUUCGAAAAAGAGGGUCUUCAAGUGUCGACUAAGCAGAAGAUUUCUCCUUGGGACGUGUUCGAGGGGCUGAAGCACUCGGCUCCGCUGUCCUGGGGCUGGUUUGGGUCCGUGCGGGUCGACCGCAAAGUCACGAAGUUUGAGGAGCAGCAGCGGCUCCUGCUUUACCACACCCACAUAAAGCCCAAACAGCGCAGUUACUAUCUGGCGCCCCUCAACCUGCCCCAAGAGGAGGAGGAGCCACCUACACCUGUGCCUCCUGAGCCGGACAAGAAGGUGGAUCCAGGGAAGCCGGAGAAGAGCGUCUCUAGUGUCGCACCUGACACCAGUAAGAAGAAAAAGAAAAAGAAACCGACAUCCGCAAAUAAACAAGAGGUACGAAUGAGAAAAGAAGCAAAACAUGCAUCUCCUAUAUCCUUUAGAAGAGGCCCCGGUUUAGAGCCCCCUUUCCGUCCCAGGGGUCCUAUGGGCAAAAUUCCUCCACGUCCCACCUACAGCAUGGCUAAUAUGCCGGGUGCUGGCAUGGGCAACAUGAUGGGAAUGGACAAGCAGUUCCAGAUGGGCUAUAAGCCCCCACAGAGCAUGCCUCAGGGGCAGAUUCUCCGUCAUCAGCUACAGGUCAGACUGAAUCAUAAUCAUUUACUUGGACAAGCGCAGAUUAGACAAGUGGCACCUAAUCAGCAGUAUCCAUCAAUGCAACCGACACAGAACAUUUCCCAGGGCUACACCAUCUACGGCUCACACAUGGGGAUGCAGCCACACCCCUCUCAGCCUGCUGGAAUAGUUCCUACCUCGUACGGUAACCAGGGCUUCCAGGGAGGACAUCCUGGCACAAACCCAGCCAUGGUGGACCCUCUUAGGCAAAUGCAGCAGAGACCUAGCGGCUACGUCCAUCAGCAGGCUCCUGGAGCAUACGCACACACCGUGCCAAACACGCAAAGGUUUUCCCAUCAGUCCAUGCAGCAGACGCCUAUGAUGCACGGCCUGGCUCAAGGUCACAUGGGAGCGCAGGCCAUGCACCCCAACAUGAGGACCAAUCAGAUGAUGGACCAGCAGCAGCAGCAGCAACAACAACAGCAAGCCCAACAGCAGCAGCUGAUCAGACAGCAUCCAGCUCUCAGACAGGUGCAGCAACAGCAGGUUCAGCAACAAGUGCAGCAGCAGCAGCAGGUCCAGCAGCAGCAGCAGCAGCAGCAGGUUCAGCCUCAGCAGGUGCAGCAGCAGCAGGUUCAACAGCAGCCGGUGGCGGCAGCACAGCCUCCCGCUCAGGCCCUGGGAAUGCAGCCCAUGUUCCCUCGGCAAGGCAUGCAGCAAACCCAGCAGCAGCAGCAGACCGCAGCGCUGGUCAGACAGCUCCAGCAGCAGCUCUCAAGUACUCAACCUGGACAGAACACCAACUCAUAUUUCUGAGAGCGUCUGAAUGCAUUUCACCAGUGGUAAAGAGUAGUUUU
This is a messenger RNA of Sinocyclocheilus rhinocerous, 6090 nucleotides long. It is a transcript of the gene med12, whose product is annotated as mediator complex subunit 12. The transcript has 42 exons. Bases 113 to 6049 code for a protein of 1978 amino acids. Gene Ontology annotation, biological process: positive regulation of transcription by RNA polymerase II. Gene Ontology annotation, cellular component: mediator complex. Gene Ontology annotation, molecular function: transcription coactivator activity; transcription factor binding; beta-catenin binding. The record is from RefSeq and is a predicted model, not a curated record. Lineage: Eukaryota; Metazoa; Chordata; Actinopteri; Cypriniformes; Cyprinidae.